AUGAACUGGGCCAUUGGGUGCCUGGUGGCCAGUGGGCCAGUACCUAAUUUGACCAUGUGGCUUCAGGACGUUACAGUGGCGGUUUUUGGGUUUACAGGAGGUGUGACACAAAUAAUUCGGGUUGAUUCACAUCAAGACGUGGGGAAAUCUGGUAAUUUAGAAGAAAUGUCUUCUUCUUUGAAAUUAACGUCGAUAGGAGGAUCAUUCAUAGAAACAUUUAUUAAAUUCAAAACAGUUGUAUUUAAGACUAUUUUGAAUAUACAUUAUUAA
This is a messenger RNA of Cinara cedri, 270 nucleotides long. The record is from the annotation of a GenBank genome assembly. Lineage: Eukaryota; Metazoa; Arthropoda; Insecta; Hemiptera; Aphididae.